Messenger RNA from Eupeodes corollae, 2423 nucleotides. RefSeq names its product histone PARylation factor 1-like. Gene Ontology annotation, biological process: regulation of protein ADP-ribosylation; DNA damage response. The record is from RefSeq and is a predicted model, not a curated record. NCBI's taxonomy places the organism in Eukaryota, Metazoa, Arthropoda, Insecta, Diptera, Syrphidae. Gene Ontology annotation, cellular component: nucleus. The coding region runs from base 1 to 477 and encodes 158 amino acids. The transcript has 3 exons. Gene Ontology annotation, molecular function: poly-ADP-D-ribose binding; histone binding.
AUGGGUCUUGGAGGAGAAAAAAAAACAAAAUGGAAUCUUUGGGAAGCUGCGGCAAAAUAUGCCAAGGUCGAGUUUAAAAGCCCCGGUUACUAUUUGCGGCACUGGCGGUUCUUUUAUGAUCCUCCAGAUUUUCAAACGCUGUUUGUUAAGCGAGGGAACGGAAUUUAUUAUGGCGUGAUGACCCCAAGGACUUGCUGGGCUAUCGCAUCGCAACUUGAUGAAAAGCUUGCCAACAUCAAGAAGAUCCUCAGUGCAUUGGAUCAACCAGGCGAGUUCUCAAAGGAAGAAGCCAAAGAUAUAGUCAUGGAGAAAUUGCAGCCCAUCAUAACAGCUUCAGUGAUCGCUUUGGAUGAGUGUGAUUUUGGUAAAAAUCUGGAACUAGGAAUUGACCUUUUCUUCUCCGGCCAUAAGAACCUACACGAAAUUGUUCAGAAUCUCCUCAACCCCGCCUAUAAGUUGCUCGAAAGGAAGCAAUAGUCAUAAGCUCCCCUUACUCCUAAAUUGGGGAGAUAGACUCCCCCUCCUAUUUCUAUGUUGCUUGUUAUUUUAUUGCUUAAAGGAUCUCGCUUUUUACUUUUGAGAAGUCGGUGUUUUUUUCUCCCCUUCAGCCCCUAGUGCUCGUGACCUUGUAUACAGUGCUGCUUUGAAAAAAAUGGUCCUAGUCGAUUUAAGCUUUCCGAAAUGUUCAAACGUCCAUGAUACUAGAAGCGUGCCUAUCGUCGAUCGCAAUAUGGUCUAUCUGAUUAAGUUAAAUUGAUCUGGAGAAUUCUUAGUUCUUUUGUAAAAAACAAAUACUGAUGAUAUUUCACCCUGCAGCCUUCCCUUCCUAGUUUGGCACUAAAUUUCGUAAGAAAUUUUUUUGUCGUAGCUAGGGUACUGCUUUAUCCAACGAGGAACAUGUUCUUGGUGUUAUUUAUAGUUGAUGCAAAUGGACAUGAAGCGCUCGAUGAUAUAUUUGUUCAUAUGCUGGCUUUUGUUUUUAUUCAUUUUAAAUUAUUUAAACCAAAUUUAGCGAUACAAAAUUUUCAAAAAAAAAAACACACUUAAAAGACUAUACAAAAAAAAAUCCAUCCACACAUAUAUUUCAUUUGUUUUCUCUCAAUGCAUAAUUUUGUUUGUAAAAUUUCAGCAACUAUGAACUUGUACUGAUACUGGUAGGUACUAUAAAAUUCACAAAUCUGGUAAGUAAAAAUACCUUCCGACUUACAUGAAAACAAAUUCAAUUAACAAAUAUCUUAAUACCUACCAAUAAUACAUGUAAUCAAUCCCAAUAUACCAACAUUUUUCAAUUAUCAAUCCAGACUGAAAAAUCUUUGCUUACUGCCAAAGCCAUACAAAACUAGGAAUUCGCAUGUUAUAAUAUAUUAUAAAUCAACACAUCGGUCAAUUGAACCCUUUUCCUUUUAUUCACUGUCUUAAAUCUUUCCCUUUAUCGAAAAUGUUGUAAAAAGAGCUUUAAUUUUUGUAGGAAAGAUCUACAUUUAAAGUUUUUUAAUAUACAACCUUUUCAAUUUCAUAAUUCUACCAUCACCACAGGCUUGAGACAUUUGUAUAUGAUUGUUUAUGCACACAAUUUGGGCAAUGCAAUUAAGAAAAUAUAAUCAUAUUUGGAUUUCUCUUCAAGCUGUAAAAUUGGAAGACUAUUGGCGUUUUUCUUUUUAAGAUCAGAGCUGAGCACUGAGCAGAGUCUGAGCGAACAGAGUAGAGUUCUGAGCAGAGUAUGUUCAGAGCUAUCUGAUUUAAAUAUGAAACAACUUGAGCACUAAACUGUCAUGAUUUGAAAAGCAGUCAUAGCGUUGAUCCAUUUUACGCCUGAAAUAAAUUUAACUCAUAAAAAUGCUAUAUGCAAUUCGUUUUUUUUUUUUUUAAAUUAUCUUACUCUUACUCUGGACCUCUUCCGCCACUUUUAUUGUUUGACGAUGAUUUUUUUUAAUUUCCUAGCUUUCAAAUUGUUUGUGUUUACCAUUUAACUCCGUUUACUCUGUUAUUUUAUUCUGAACUCGCAGAGCGCGCUCUGAGCAUGUCCGAAACUAAAAAAGAAACACGAAUUUGAAGCUCUGAACGAUCAGGGCUCAAAAAGAAACACAAUUGUUUUUUUUUUUAUAGUUCGAGCUCCGCUCUGAACUAAAAAGAAACGCCUAUUUGUUAGAAAAAUUGUGUAAAAUCGCACAAAUUUAGUUCUUAAACAUGUUUCUUGGGCAUGUUCAAAAAUAAUGGAACCCCUAAAUUUGAAGUGCAGUGUCAUGUUUAAUAUCACAGAGUUAAAAUUUAAAAGUAUAAAAACUUGAGACACAAAGCAAAUUGUUUUUUUUUUUGUGUUUUUAUUAAAUUGUUUAGCACGAGUAAUAACUUUAGUAGGAGCUGUCUAUUUCCCCUCGUUUAUGUAAGAGGGGCAAUUUUAUAAAAUUGACUUAAAAUCAAAA